GUAGUCAUGUAAUUCAAAACCCUGGAAGUCUGCUGCAGGGCUUGUUCUGCUUCAGUAUACCAUGAAUGCAGGAUGCAGCCAGUCAUAUAAAGGAUACUCUUCUUCACAGAAUGAAAGAAAGACGUGAUCUACAAACCUGAAUGCAACCUGAAAGGUCCAAAUAGAUGAGCUUGUGACAGCCUUUUCCAGUGCCCAGCCCAGGGAUCCCACAUACCGCAGCUGCAUCUCCUCAGAUCUAUACAACACUGAUUAAGACUAUCCAAAAAUUUCAACUGUUACAGCUGUCACAGAAAAUAGCUGGGGCCAGCUGAAUGUCAGGAUGCAAGUAGUUACUAUUAUACUACUACUACUUCUUUGUAAGGCAUCUGACUGUAGGAAGACAAGGAAUAGGAGUUUGAGAAACAAUGAAAGGGAAAACAUCUUAAGGAGAGCAUCUAGCACUGUUAAGCGCAAUGCCCAAGGCCUACCAUGUGAUAUAUACACUUAUCUUCGUGAGAAAUACCUAGAUUGUCAGGAAAGAAAAUUGAUAUUUGUGGCACCUGAUUGGCCAGAGGAUUUAAAACACAUGCUGCUAGCAAGAAACAGGAUUCGUAAACUGAAGAAUAAUAUGUUUUCCAAGUACAAAGCACUGAAAAGUCUGGAUUUACAACAGAAUGAUAUAUCAAAAAUUGAGAGCGAGGCUUUUUUUGGUUUGAAUAAACUCACCACCCUCUUACUUCAGCAUAACCAAAUUAAGAGUUUGUCUGAGGAGAUUUUUAUUUAUACGCCCAGUCUAAACUACCUACGUCUUUAUGAUAAUCCCUGGCAUUGCAACUGUGAACUAGAAGCUCUUGUUGCAAUGCUACAGGUUCCAGCAAACAGGAAUUUGGGAAAUUAUGCCAAGUGUGUGCAUCCAAUAGGACUGAAAAAUCAAAAGCUAAAGCAGAUAAAAGCUGACCAGCUAUGUAGUGAAGAAACCAGGCAGGACCCUCAAAAUUUAAAACGGGAAAAGCCUGAAGCUGCCAAACCAGAACUUGAUUCCUCUUCAUGCCACAUGUACGUGUUUCCUGUACCAACUCUGAACUGCAGAAGAAAAGAUUUAAAGAAAGUUCCAGGUAACAUACCUCCAGAUAUAGUUAAACUUGAUUUGUCCAGCAACAAAAUUAGACAACUACGAGCCAAAGAGUUUGAAGAUGUCAGUGAACUGAAGAUAUUAAACCUAAACAGUAACGGGAUAGCCUACAUUGAUCCUGCUGCUUUCUCAGGCCUCAAUAACUUAGAGGAGCUGGAUCUAUCAAACAACAGCUUGCAGAAUUUUGAAUAUGGAGUACUGGAAGAUCUUUACUUUCUGAAAAUAUUGUGGCUGAGAGACAACCCUUGGAGAUGUGAUUACAAUAUUCAUUAUCUGUUCUACUGGUUGAAGCAUCACUACAACGUUCACUACAAUGGCCUCGAAUGCAAAAUGCCUGAGGAAUACAAAGGAUGGUCUGUUGGAAAAUACGUUCGAAGUUAUUAUGAGGAAUGCCCAAAAGACAAGCUGCCCAUUUAUCCAGAAACUUUUGAUCUAGACAAAGAUGAUGAGGAAUGGGAGCGACACAAAGAACAAUCAGUUCAAACAGUAAAGAAGCAUGGUGUAAUUGUCACUGUGAUAGGUUAAAAAGGGAACCUCCCUUUUCUUUUUUUGGUUUUAGUACAUUCAAAUAUUUGAUACUCUGACAAAGAAAAACACGCUGUUUACAUUUUUUGUUAAUUGUACUGAUUCUUUGUAGGAUUAUCUACCUACGAAGAUUUCUGUUUAUUGCAGUUAAUUACAGAAUGGCAUUAGUUACACAGCAUCCUUCAUCAAGUAAUUGUUUCUGACCAUUUGUUGUGGACAUUCUUGUGAAAUAUUUUGGCAAGUAUUUGAAACUAUAUGGUAGAAAUCGAUAGACACAAAUGUACAUAGUGUGGUGGGGAGGAGCUGUCUUAUGCAUGAACACAGCUUUUGUGUUGACAUGGAAUUUGCUGCGGGAUUGUGACCAAGACACAUUUUUCUUGAAUGUAUUGUCAGUCCUUUGUAUCUAUCAGUUUCCUGAAAUAUUCCCAGAAAACUUUUCUAAGAUUUUUG
Strigops habroptila (Kakapo) is the source of this 2086-nucleotide messenger RNA. RefSeq names its product leucine rich repeat containing 17 (gene LRRC17). The transcript is spliced from 4 exons. The record is from RefSeq and is a predicted model, not a curated record. Gene Ontology annotation, molecular function: protein binding. The coding region runs from base 320 to 1636 and encodes 438 amino acids. NCBI's taxonomy places the organism in Eukaryota, Metazoa, Chordata, Aves, Psittaciformes, Psittacidae.